Messenger RNA from Kluyveromyces marxianus DMKU3-1042, 645 nucleotides. RefSeq names its product Ran family GTP-binding nuclear protein (gene GSP1). The transcript has a single exon. Gene Ontology annotation, biological process: ribosomal subunit export from nucleus; protein import into nucleus. NCBI's taxonomy places the organism in Eukaryota, Fungi, Ascomycota, Saccharomycetes, Saccharomycetales, Saccharomycetaceae. The coding region runs from base 1 to 645 and encodes 214 amino acids. Gene Ontology annotation, molecular function: GTP binding; GTPase activity. Gene Ontology annotation, cellular component: cytoplasm; nucleus. The record is from RefSeq and is a predicted model, not a curated record.
AUGUCUGCUGAAGUCCCAACUUUCAAGCUAGUUUUGGUCGGUGAUGGUGGUACUGGUAAGACCACCUUUGUCAAGAGACAUUUGACUGGUGAAUUCGAAAAGAAGUACAUCGCUACCAUUGGUGUCGAAGUCCACCCUCUAGCUUUCUACACCAACUUUGGUGAGAUCAAGUUCGAUGUCUGGGAUACCGCCGGUCAAGAAAAGUUUGGUGGUCUAAGAGACGGUUACUACAUCAAUGCUCAAUGUGGUAUUAUUAUGUUUGAUGUGACCUCCAGAAUCACCUACAAGAACGUUCCAAACUGGCACAGAGAUUUGGUCCGUGUUUGUGAAAACAUUCCAAUUGUUCUAUGUGGUAACAAGGUUGAUGUUAAGGAAAGAAAGGUCAAGGCCAAGACCAUCACCUUCCACAGAAAGAAGAACCUACAAUACUACGAUAUCUCUGCCAAGUCUAACUACAACUUCGAGAAGCCAUUCUUGUGGUUGGCCAGAAAGUUGGCUGGUAACCCACAAUUGGACUUCGUUGCUUCUCCAGCUUUGGCUCCACCAGAAGUCCAAGUCGACGAGCAAUUGAUGCAACAAUACCAACAAGAAAUGGAACAAGCCACUGCUUUGCCAUUGCCUGAUGAAGAUGAUGCUGAUUUGUAA